UGGCGGCGGCGGCGGCGGCGAUCGUUCCCUACCAUCCAGACCCUACUUCCCUCGCGCAGUAACACAGUAACCGUUGCGCGCGCGGCGUUUCGCUUUCACGCCUCUCACGCUCUCGGCUCUACUCCAUCACCGCGCACGGCACGCACACGUCCACUGCACCGUCCUCACGGGUACAUCCACGCGUCACGAGAAUCCGUUAAUAGCAGACCGAUCGCCAUGGCAGAGGAAUAUCUAUACGGAAUCACCCUAGAGGGACCGAAUGCAAGCGAGGUAUGGGACCCGGAGCACAAGAACGAUGACUCGGACGGCGCGGCCCAAGACAUCGGCGCUGAUCAGAAGCUCAUUAUAAAAAUGGCUCUUCUAGGACCGGAGGCUAAACCUGGAGAGCUUAAUGUCUUGCAAGUUGAAGCAAUGGGAUUAAAAGGACCCAUAAAAACUCCAAUUGCCUUGUUGGAGAUGGGAAAAACGGCGCAGAUUAUUCUUGAUCUCAGUUUCCCAGAUCCUCCAGUCACGUUCACGUUGGUUAAGGGCAGUGGACCUGUUCAUAUAGUAGGACACAAUCUUCUUGGUGGCCACAUUGAAGAAUUUGUGGAUAUGGAUGAUGAAGUGGAGGAAGAACUUGAUGAUGAGGAUGAUGAAAAGGCACCGCGAAAGAAACGAAAACUUUUAUCAGGAGAUAAAAAAAACGGCGUUGAAUGAGUACGGUCGUGAACAUAGACAAAUAGAAUAUUAAGAUAAAAAUCGACAUUGCGCCAUAGUAUGUCUAAAAAAUAUCAAUAUUGCA
Molecule: messenger RNA, 784 nt
Organism: Acromyrmex echinatior (Panamanian leafcutter ant)
Lineage: Eukaryota; Metazoa; Arthropoda; Insecta; Hymenoptera; Formicidae
Product: nucleoplasmin-like protein
Biological process (GO): chromatin remodeling
Cellular component (GO): nucleoplasm; nucleolus; cytoplasm
Molecular function (GO): RNA binding; histone binding; chromatin binding
Source: RefSeq, a predicted model, not a curated record